CCCAAAAUGAUGUCUCUCCUCCCUCUUUCUCAGUGUGUGCUCCUUCUCUUCUUCUUCCUCUACAUGUUGAUGAUCUUGGCCACUGCAACAGAACUGAGGCCGGGUUUUUACGCAGAAACUUGCCCGGAAGCAGAAUCGACUGUGAGAGAAGUGAUGAAGAAAGUCAUGAAAAGGGAUCCAAGAAAUGCCGCAUCAGUCAUGCGCUUUCAGUUCCAUGACUGCUUUGUUGAUGGCUGCGAUGCUUCGUUGUUGCUUGAUGACACACCCACCAUGCUUGGUGAGAAACUCUCUCUGUCCAAUAUCAACUCGCUGCGAUCUUAUGAAGUCAUCGAUGAGGCCAAGGAAGAGUUAGAGAAGCUCUGCCCUGGUGUUGUAUCAUGCGCUGAUAUUAUUAUUAUGGCCUCUAGAGAUGCCGUCGUAUUGACUGGAGGACCCAAUUGGGAAGUCAAGCUGGGAAGGCUAGACAGCUUAACAGCGAGCCAAGAAGACUCAGACAAAAUCAUGCCGAGCCCAAGAUCCACUGCAAGUGCCCUUAUCGAUCUGUUCAGCGAGUUUGAUCUCUCUGUGAAGGACCUUGUAGCCCUCUCUGGCUCUCAUUCAAUCGGAAACGGGCGCUGCUUCUCAAUUGUGAACCGUCUCUACAAUCAAUCAGGAACGGGCAUGCCUGACCCUGCCUUGGAAACCCAGUACAGAGAGAAGCUUGACAAGCUCUGCCCGAAAGGAGGAGACGAAGAAGUAAUUGGGGACCUUGAUGCAACCCCACAUGUCUUUGAUAAUCAGUACUUCAAGGACUUGGUCUCUGGUCGAGGAUUUCUUUAUUCAGAUCAAACUCUAUUCACCAACCAAAGGACUCGUGAAUUUGUUCAAAACUUCAGCAGUGAUCAAGAGGGGUUCUUUAAAGCCUUUGUAGAGGGUAUGGUGAAGAUGGGUGACCUGCAAUCCGGCCGGCCGGGAGAAAUCCGGCAGAAUUGCAGAGUUGUUAACAGGAGACCUAUGGAAAUCUUAAUUGAAUCUCUAGAUGAGAUGAACGAACAGAAAAGUGAGACAUAGAAAAGAUUAUCAUUACCAA
Messenger RNA from Telopea speciosissima, 1069 nucleotides. RefSeq names its product peroxidase 17. The record is from RefSeq and is a predicted model, not a curated record. The transcript has 3 exons. Gene Ontology annotation, molecular function: heme binding; peroxidase activity. NCBI's taxonomy places the organism in Eukaryota, Viridiplantae, Streptophyta, Magnoliopsida, Proteales, Proteaceae. Bases 7 to 1050 code for a protein of 347 amino acids. Gene Ontology annotation, biological process: hydrogen peroxide catabolic process; response to oxidative stress.